GACAUGAUAAUGCAAAAUGGCUUGUUAUACCACUAUUUACCUGCUAAAAAAAGAGUUUAGCAAGCCAUGCUUAUUGGAUUGGAGAUGAUCAAAUGGAAGAAGCUUUGUUUAACGCUAAUUCUCAUCGAAACAUCUGGAAACCGGAGUAACACACUCUCUCUCUACUGAGCAGAACUGCAGAAGAUCAAUCGUCUCCUCCGAUCGCCUUCCCGGUGGAGAGCUAUCAGAAUUCAGAAUUGCUAUGGCGAAACCUGCCGUGAGGCGUCACGCAGCUGCGAGGGAUCGGACCAGCCAACUCCCGGUAGAGAUACUCGACCAUAUUAUGGGACUCUUGCCUAUUCAACAAGCUGCUAAAACUGCAGUUUUGUCUAAGGUUUGGAGAGAUGUGUGGUUCAGUCUCACGCGUUUGUGCUUUGAUCAUGACUUCUUUAGUUACUUCAAUAAAAAAUAUCGGCGGGCUAGCAAAUAUGUCAAGAAAUCUUCAUGUUUGUAUGUAAUCAACAAAGUUCUGUUGCAGCACAAGGGGUGUAUCCGGAAAUUUGUCUUUCUGUAUGGUAAUGCCGGGAAACUUACCAUUAGGUCUCGGUCAUUUGACAUGGAUCAAUGGUUGCUUUUAGUCACGCGAAAGGGCGUUGAAGAUAUCCACCUUCAUUUUGGGCAUAACGAAUACAAGCUUCCGAGUUUCAUAUUUUCAUGCUCCACACUCAGGACAUUACGCCUUGAUGGGUUUUCUAUCCAACCACAAAAUUCCCCGUGCUCUUUACGGAAUCUUUCCACACUUUGUUUUGCAAAUGUUAAAUUUGUUUCUAGAUAUCUCGCAAACAACGCUCUUGAUGUUCCUAAGCUGGAGAAUCUAGUGUUUAAAUACUGUGAGGAUAUGUUUCACUUUAACAUUACUGCUAGAAAACUUUGCAGUUUGAAAGUCAAUUGUUGUUCUGGUAAGGAAGUGGGCAAAUUUCUCCCGGUCAACUUGGACUUGACAUCCAUUUGCACUCUUGAUUUGGACUAUUACACUCUCGUGUACAUUAUUGGCCAAUAUACUACAAAGGAAUGCUUGCUACAACUCCCUGCACUAAAUGUGAAACUACUCAAGCUAUCCAGUUUUUGUUUCCAUGAUGAUGCUAGGACUUCUGCAUUUACAUGCUUGCUCUGCAAAUGCCCAAAGCUAUGCAAUCUUGAAAUAAGUUUCGCAUAUCAGUGGGGAGAGGAUAUCAACAAGUGUAUAGAUGCUGAAUCGAAGCGUUUGAAAAAACUUCGUAGAGUGCUACAAACACACAAAAUGCUUCUAAUUUUGAAGCUUAGCUCGUUCUCCGGACUGAGGCCCCAAAUGCAUUUCAUUCAGGAGAUGCUUGCCUGUCUUCCCACACUUGAAAAGGUUAUCAUCAGUCGUCCUUAUAGGUUUGAUCGGAGCAAGGAACAUGAAACUUUUGAAGAAAUAUCGCAUUUUCCACGUGCAUCUGCGAAAGCUAAACUCGUCUUCCCAAGUUGAAUCUACCUCUACUAAUUCACUUUUGUUGGUGUGGUUGUAGUACUUACAGAUAUGCGAAAUGGUAGGAAUGGUAAAUUUUUGCAAGUAUGCCAAUUUUGUAUGACUGACUUUGACAUGGCCAAUGGAUGGGUUUUGAGACACAUGCAAUGGAAACUUGCUUUUAAGUGAUUUGAUAAUAAGGGGUAAAUAUCGUC
Messenger RNA from Cuscuta campestris, 1683 nucleotides. The record is from the annotation of a GenBank genome assembly. Lineage: Eukaryota; Viridiplantae; Streptophyta; Magnoliopsida; Solanales; Convolvulaceae.